Brachypodium distachyon (stiff brome) is the source of this 1145-nucleotide messenger RNA. RefSeq names its product 50S ribosomal protein L7/L12. Gene Ontology annotation, biological process: translation. The transcript has 2 exons. NCBI's taxonomy places the organism in Eukaryota, Viridiplantae, Streptophyta, Magnoliopsida, Poales, Poaceae. The coding region runs from base 73 to 678 and encodes 201 amino acids. Gene Ontology annotation, molecular function: structural constituent of ribosome. The record is from RefSeq and is a predicted model, not a curated record. Gene Ontology annotation, cellular component: ribosome.
AGACCAAUCCCCAACAACGUAUCAUCACUCCCGCUGACGGCUGACCCCAGAACCCUAACUAACCUCGCCACCAUGGCUUCCUCCCUCCUCCGCUCCGGCCACCGCUUCCUCCUCCGCCACCACGGCCGCCUCCCGGCGCCUGCAGCCUUCUCCACCGCCGCAGCCGAGGAGAUCAUCGACGUCCGCAAGCUCCCCACCAACUACGACCCCGCCACCUUCGACCCCUCCGCCCCGCCGUCCCGCGCCCCUCCCUCCGACCGCGUCUGGCGCCUCGUCGAGGACGUCUCCGCCCUCACCCUCGCAGAGGCCGCCGAGCUCUCCUCCCUCCUCCUCCGCCGCCUCGACAUCCCCUCCGCCCCGCCCAUCGCCAUCCUCAACUCCGCCGCGGGCCUCGGCGGCGGCAGUGGCGGCGGCGCUACGGCCGCUGGCCCGGCCGGCGAUAAGGCGGCGGCCGCGGCCGAGAAGACGGUGUUCGAGCUGCGGCUGGAGGGCUUCGACGCGGCGAGCAAGAUCAAGGUGAUCAAGGAGAUCCGGACGUUCACGGACCUUGGGCUCAAGGAGGCCAAGGAGCUGGUGGAGAAGGCGCCCGCGGUCAUCAAGGGCGGCUUGGCCAAGGAGGAAGCCCAGGCGAUCGUCGAGCGGAUGAAGGCCAUUGGCGCCAAGGUCGUCAUGGACUGAUCGGCCCUUGGCCCCAGAGGUACUAUCGAAUGUCUUAACCAUAUGGGUGCAAAGCAGUUUGGGACUGCCAUUGUAAUUGAACUAAAGAAGCCUCCAAGGUCUUCAAAUUUCUGUAUGCACCACUUGAAGCCUUUAAGUCUCAUAGGUCCUCAAAAUGCUGGGUGCCCCAUUGAUGCAAUGAUGCAUUUUCUUCUAUUUUAUUGAUAAAUUUUCUGUCUUUUAACACGAAAUGUGGAAUAAAUCAUUAUUGGAAAAUGAGGUCAAUGACACACAGAGAAAUUGUUCCAGUUGGUUUAUGCCUAAUCUUAUUAUGAUGGCUACAAGUGAGCUACGCAUAUGCUCGAGUCUCAGGCCUGUUUUUCUUUUUCUGGACUCAUUUGAUUCUUUGCCAUCACUGUGUGGUGUUUUGGACGAUGUACUGCAGUCCUGUAACUCUAUGAUCCAAUAUCAUCCUGAUUCAUUUUGUA